Molecule: messenger RNA, 335 nt
Organism: Medioppia subpectinata
Lineage: Eukaryota; Metazoa; Arthropoda; Arachnida; Sarcoptiformes; Oppiidae
Source: the annotation of a GenBank genome assembly
AAUGUUUGAAAUGUAGUUAUGAUAUAAUUUUUAAAUAAUUUUUUAAGCGCAAUAAUAAUAGCCUUACGUUGUAUUUUGUUAUGAUAUAAAUACGUUAAAAAUAAAUUAAAAUAAUUUAUAGUCACUUCAUUUGAUCCCAAGAUAUGGCCCAAAAGUUGACACAAAUGAUGGCAUCACUCGAGACCACAGAUGGCUGUGAAGACAGACAACAGGUACAACUCUAUGGGAAGGACUCAAUGGACAGNACAGGUACAACUCUAUGGGAAGGACUCAAUGGACAGAUUCGAUCAAUUCCGUUGGGAAUGUGUGUCCAAACAGUUCCAGAGGACAGUCUU